UCACUAACAUGAACUCUAAGACUAUCAUUUUCGUGGCGCUCAUCGCUGUCUGCUUUGCUCAAAGAAGAGAAGACAUUUUCGCGAGAGCUGUUGGACCAUGUAUUGCAGACAAAUGUCAAUCAAGGCACACAUGUUAUUAUGGCCAAUGUGUCCCGGAAGGAAGUGCUCCACCAAUGCCAGCUCUUGAUAAAAGUGUAGCAGUCGGGCCAUGCAUUAAUUACCUGUGCCCAGGAGAUGCUUUCUGUCACCAAGGACAUUGCUAUAACAAUAAUGUUUAAUAUACAAAUUAUUUAAUCUUUAUAUCAUUUUUUUCUGAUAAUGGGAUUGUACAUAUACCUCAACACCCUUUUCAAUGAAAAAAAAAUUAUGGAGUCACGUGGAAUAAACUAUUUUUG
Molecule: messenger RNA, 395 nt
Organism: Caenorhabditis elegans
Lineage: Eukaryota; Metazoa; Nematoda; Chromadorea; Rhabditida; Rhabditidae
Gene: F14F3.4
Product: CC domain-containing protein
Exons: 3
Coding region: 9-278 (89 amino acids)
Source: RefSeq, marked reviewed